Molecule: messenger RNA, 1116 nt
Organism: Nerophis lumbriciformis (worm pipefish)
Lineage: Eukaryota; Metazoa; Chordata; Actinopteri; Syngnathiformes; Syngnathidae
Gene: mrpl20
Product: mitochondrial ribosomal protein L20
Biological process (GO): translation
Cellular component (GO): ribosome
Molecular function (GO): rRNA binding; structural constituent of ribosome
Source: RefSeq, a predicted model, not a curated record
UUUUGUUUAAAAGCAUCACAAAGGUGCAAAGGCACUGCAGAAAACUAAGUCAUUUUAUGGUUUAAAACGACGUUAUCGACACAAUUUAAUACAAAUUCAUUUUAUGUCCAAUAUUUGUAAUUAUUAUUACAUUUAUUCUGUUCCUGUUUGGAGUACAUAUGAUUACACGAGCCGCGAUUCGGAUUCCCCGUAAUAAGAACCAAGCACACCCAAUGUGCCGCUGCUACUGUGAGUUCUGCUUGACGUGCGUGACAGACCAGACAAGCUCAAGCGGAGCUGGUGCAAAAGGUCACAUCCACUACUUCUGCAAGAGGCAACAUCCAAAAUGGUGUUCCUGUCUUGUACCCUUUGGGCGAGAAGCCGCGGACCUGACAGAUACUGGAAGGUCCAAGAACUCCUCAAGCAUGCUCGGCACUUCAGAGGCAGGAAGAACCGAUGUUAUAGCCUGGCUGUGCGGGCGGUGAGGAGGGCGUUUGUUUACGCGACUAAAGGUCGCAAAUUAAAGAAACGCAACAUUAGAACGCUUUGGAUUACACGUAUAGCAGCAGCAUCCCGAGAGCACGGCAUGAAGUAUCCCGUCCUCAUGAACAACCUAACAAAGAGCAGUGUGCAGCUCAACCGAAAGGUUAUCAGCGAGCUGGCCGUCACAGAACCUCGGUCGUUCCUCUCGCUUGCCAAGCUGGCCAGAGCCCGGCAAAAAGAAGGCUUCUGUGCAGCGUUGGGUGACGGCAAAGAGCCUCCUGGUGUCUUCUCCCGUGUGGUCGUGCAGCAUUAAUGGACUCAGAUUGUGGAGAUGUUUAUUAAAUAACAGAGUGGACGCGUACAUUUUUUUAUUUAACAUUUGUUCUCCGCUGCGUACAUUUUUGUUUUGUCAUGUGGUAUUAUUAUUGGUCGCUAAAACAAGAUUGUUUUUUUCCUCACUCUUUUGACCAACAUGUAAGUGUAAAGACUGAUGUAUUGUGUGUGUAUCAUUGCAAUGUCAAUUCAACAUACCUUAUAUUUUCUGAUAGAAAUGAGUGGUCAUGCCCCCCCCCCCACACUUUGUAAAUAUUUUUUCUCAUUGUGUGCUUGUCCCCUGAAUGUCAAGUUAAAUAAACAUUUUGAUACAUGCAAAAA